Molecule: messenger RNA, 5092 nt
Organism: Dalotia coriaria
Lineage: Eukaryota; Metazoa; Arthropoda; Insecta; Coleoptera; Staphylinidae
Product: proteoglycan 4-like
Exons: 6
Biological process (GO): proteolysis
Cellular component (GO): membrane
Molecular function (GO): protein binding; serine-type endopeptidase activity
Source: RefSeq, a predicted model, not a curated record
UCUCCUGAACCAGAACCUUCUGCUGAACCGGAACCUUCUGCUGAACCCGAACCAUCAGCUGAACCUGAACCAACGACUAAACCAGAACCUUCGGCCGAACCUCAGCCUUCAGCUGAACCAGAACCUUCAGCAGAACCAGAACCUUCAGCCGAACCAGAGCCUUCCGCAGAACCUGAACCAGCUGUUGAGCCGGAACCUGCUACCGAACCUGAACCAACAACAAAACCGGAACCAUCAGCUGAACCUGAACCGUCUGUAGAACCGGAACCAACGUCUACAAAAUCCGAAUUAUUAAUCGAACCUUUGCCAUCGACUGAACCAUCUGCUGAACCUGAGCCAGUUGCGGUGUCUGAACCAAGUAGCACACCUGAGCCAUCAGCCGAACCUGAGCCUUCGCCUGAACCAGAGCCAUCCGCUAAGCCAGAACCAUCUGCAGAACCUGCAAUAACGGAAACACCCGAAAAGAAAGAGUUUGAAGAACAUUUGCAUUUAAUUCCUGUCACAUUGCAAGAAUCAACGACUGUGCCGGAACCUGCAUCAGAACCAUCCGCAGAACCAGAACCUACGUCAGAACCAGCACCUGAACCGGAACCAAAAGCAGAGCCCGAACCAGAGCCGACAGCUGAACCGGAACCGAAAUCCGAACCUGAAGCAGACACAACAUUGUCUCCAAACCCAAAACCACGAAAGAGCAAACUUAAUGACGAGGCAGACAAUUCAGAAGUUUUGCCAAUAUUACCAUUAGUUGUGGAAACUACCACUUCACCAGCAUCAAUUAUGACGACUCAAGCUACAAAAUCAGAAACUGAAUCUGUCGACCCAACGGCUGAGCCAGAACCAGCAGCGGAAUCCGAUCCUUCGGCAGAACCUGAACCAUCCUCCGAGCCUGAGCCAACUCCUGAACCCGUUGCUGAACCAGAACCUAACGCAAUACCUGAGCCGACUGUGGAACCAUCUCCCAAACCAUCACCAGAACCAGAGGCUUCACCCGAACCGUCUUCAGAAGUAGAGCCAACUCCUGAACCUAAUGCUGCACCCGAACCAGCACCUGAACCUAAAACAGAAACUGAGCGCACUGGCGAACCGGAAACAUCCAACAAAACGGAACAAUCCGUCGGUAUUAUUUCUCACUUGAAUCAGUUAAUAGAAACAACCAGAAAACCCGAAACAACUACACCAGAAGACGAUGGCCCAACAAUGAACAUUGAAGUGAGUAUAAAUACAUACGCGCCAGAAACCCAUCAGAAAAUCGUAGCGGUUGAUCCUAUUGAAACUACAAACAACAAUGUGGAAGCCAUGUCUCCGUUCCUUCCUGAAAUCGAAAAUGACACUUUAGUAAACAUUUUACACACGGGUGGUGAACUUCACGAACAUGAUCAACAUGAAAAUGAAACAACAACUAAACAACCUCGUCUUGAUGAUGACGAGCUGUCUAAAAUGUACACGGUUGGAUUGAACACCACCGCAACUGAAAUUGGUACCACGCAAGCUACACAAGAAAAAGAAACAAAACAACCAACGAAGUUGAUGGAAGAUGAUGAAAUGCAUAAAGCAAAUCCGUUUGAUUUAAACAUUACUGAAGCCACCAUUGUUACUACUCAAGCUUCAAAUGAUAUAGCCACUACCCGCAACACGGAAGAAACCACUACUGUAAAACGAGCGGAAACCACAUUACCAUUAGAUAUCUUAAACAAUGUACACAGUAACAGCUUUUUUGGAAAUCUGGAUAUAACAUCAGACGCUACUACUAAAGUUUUUGGAUAUGAACAAUUUAAAGAAGUUUCUUCGAGCACUGAAGAUUUGAUUGCAAUGGAAACCACCACGUAUGGGAACAAACAUAAACCAUCAAUGGCCCCUGAGGUUAAAACCGAAGAUGAAGCUACUACACUUGAAACGAUGGACGUUACCACAGAAGAUAUGGGUCAGACAAUUUUUGCGGAAUCGAUAGACACAGUCACCGAAAUUGUUCAUGUCGUGAACCAAACUGCAUCUCCAGUUGUAGAGUCUAACGAUGGGAAAUACCAAAAGGAAACUCCUACCGUUACUCUUACUACCACGUCGGCUACAACCGGAAAAUUAUAUGAAGUCUCUGAAGCUAGCACCGACGAAAGCACUGAAGCGAGCAUUAUACUGAAAAAGGAAACCACUACAACCGGAAUCAACGAUUUAGAUAAAUUGGAUACGGAGGAUAAAGAUGAAGCUUUUUUAUCGGUGAUUCCGUUACCUAAGAAAACCGAAUCUAAUAAACUCGACAAGAAACGCCAGAAUACCGAUUUUGAAGCAAACAAUUUAAAUGACAUCAGUGAUGAAGAUCAUAAUCAUAUUGAUAAAAUAGAAAAUACUGAGAAGAAAGAUGAAACCAACGUCUUGGGUGAAGUUUAUGAAGUAACCGAAGGAUCUACUGAACCCACAUCAAAAAUAUAUAAGAAAAAAGAGUGGUUGGCAGAAAAGAAAAAGCAAAAAGUUGAGGAUGCUGUAAAAUCAGAAACAGGCCUUGUAAAGGAAGGAUUUUCGCGUUGUGCCACUGGACAAUUCCAGUGUGUAAAUGGCACUUCAUUAAAGGACGGCAGCUAUUGUAUUCCAAGAAGUGACAGGUGCGAUUCAGUCGAUGAUUGUUCCGAUGCGUCCGACGAAAUUGGCUGCGUUCAGGAAGGUUGUCCAGAUAAUUUCCAAUGCACAAGCGGACAAUGCCUUAAACGACACUUGGUAUGCGACGGUAUUCUGGAUUGUAACGAUGGAAGUGAUGAAAAUAAUUGUGAUACAUGGACGUGCCGCUUUGACGAAUUUACUUGUGGAGCCGAUGAACGCUGUAUACCCCUUUCAUGGAAGUGCGACGGUCGCACCCAAUGCCCCAACGGCGACGACGAGCAUAACUGCCAUCCGAAGGAGUGCGGCGACAAUGAAUACCACUGUGUCGAACAAGAUACAUGCGUACCGGCUAGCUGGCGAUGCAACGGCAGGUCCGAUUGCGCCGGUGAUGAGGACGAAAAAUUAUGCGAAUGUAGUGUGGAUCAAUUCAAAUGCUCUAUGGGAGGUGGUUGCAUCGAUGUAAAACUACGCUGUGAUGGCGUUGCUCAAUGUGCUGAUCUUUCCGACGAGUGGAAUUGCUUAAAGAACGACGAACCUCUUGGAGCACAUUAUCUUCAAGUAUUAUCUGAAAAUCGAACAUGGUUGCCGGUUUGUGCCGGCAACUGGGAUCCGAAAAUGGCGGACACUCUUUGUCAAUCAAUGGGUUACGCAGGUGGCAGCCAGAUGGAAGAGGUGGAAUUGCAGGGACAAUUUGAUAAGUAUUACCGCCUUAAGAAAGAUGGUGUCGGAACCCUUCUAGCUCAAUUAGAAAAGACUGACCUUAAAUGUGAUAAAGGGAUUUCGGUUACGUGUCAAGAAUACAACUGUGGAAGUCAUAGUACUUUAGAUGUACAACAAGCGCGAAUUACUGGAGGUAGCAAUGCGGCUACCUCGCAAUGGCCAAGUGUGGCUUUGUUAUUUGACAGAAAACAAACUGUUAAAUGUACUGCAAGUAUUCUAACACCAAAAUGGGCGAUUGCAAGUCAUUCCUGCGUGGGUGGUAGACCAAUAGUUGGUGAUUGGGUCUUGUACGCUGGUGGUACCCAAUUCUUUGACACCGAUGAAAAUGGCACCUUCCAAAUGUCCAACGUAAAGGAGAUUGUUCCACAUCCGCAGGCAAAGUACGCACAGUUUGAGUACAUCAAUGAUGCAGUGCUGAUUGAAUUGGAAACACCAUUAGAUGUUGGACGGAAUGUGAGUGUGAUUUGUUUGCCGGAUGCAAGUAUUGAGAGGCAACUGUGCGUAACAGCAGGGUGGGGAGUGAGUAAACCAGGAGAACCAAAUAUUCAGCAGUAUCUUAACUAUUUGCCAGUGCCAACCAUUGAAAUGGAUGAGUGCAAUUCAACCAAACAUUACAACGGACAUUUGACAAAGGAAAAAAUUUGCGCUGGAUACAGCGACACCGAAAAGUCGCCAUGUUAUAAUGAUGAAGGCGCGCCUCUAAUGUGCUUCUCGGAUUCUGCCAAUAAAUGGGAACUUCAAGGUACUUUGUCCCACCAUGGAAACUGCGGCAGGUCAAAACAUCCAUCAAUUUAUACCUCCAUCAAAAGCAUAAAGCAAUGGAUUUUCAACACAAUUGGUAGGGAACUUAAGAGUACAUGAAGCACUCACUGGUAAACUAAAAAUUAGAAGGUUUUAAAAGAUAUAAUUCAAUUGAGGAUCUACUUACACACAAAUGCCGAAUACGAAAACAUCACAAGGUGAUAUCUUUAAUUAAUAUGAGUCAACAUAAGCAGUAUAAUUGUAUACUGCAAUAACAAGGCAAUGAUAUAUACUAAUCUAGGACCUAAGUAAGUGAAACAGAUAUCUGAUAGGUGAUGUGUCAAUCUAGUACUUAGUACUUAAAUGAGAAACUGAAAUCAACGAUAGAACUAGACAUUAGGAACCUCAUUUUUUGUGUAAAAUAUAGCAAUACCAAUUUGAGUGGGUCCCAUCGUGCUUUUUUAUAAGCAUCAUAUUCCUGUUUGUAACUAUGCCAUGGGUAAUGAGGCCGGACGCUGUUCCUCGCUGGCAUUUAUUGUAAAUAUUGUAUUAUUCUCAUCUUAAAUCGAUUUUAAUGGCUCAUGUUUUAAUCCAAAUUCACAGAGUGCGUAAAAAUACGUAACUUUUAUAUCAGAAUUAUGUAAAAUAUUUAUAAAUCAAAUAUUACUCAUGUAAGUUUUAUCUAUUAAGUUUACUUAAAAUGUUAUUCUAGUGUUUUAGUGCGUACGAAACGUUUUUUUUUUUGCUGCAUUCAAUUUAUAAAUGGCAAAUGUGGUAUUUAAUCCGUCCGUCAAAUGUUUUACGCUACGUUUAUUAUUCAUUUCAUUUGUAAGAUUACUUAUGUUUGUGUUUGUACUUAAUUUGUAAUAUGUACCUACUUCAGAAUGGACAUCGUACAUUGAAAAAAUAGGUAUUGAUUAACUUUUAAACAAAUACUUAAGUAUAUAAAGGUUUAGAUACGCAUCAAAUAUAAUUACGACGAUGUCAUAUGAAAAGAUGUUACCGGAUUGUAAUAAUAAAUUUAAUAAAAACAUGAAAAUUA